UCGACGCCGCUGCACUGGGCGGAAACCCGGACGUGGUGGCGACGUUGCUUGCAUCGGGUUGUGCUUCGGAUGUGAACGUGGUGUCGGUGUUGUCGAGGAGGUCCGCCCUGCACGUGGCCGCUGUGUGCGGCCACGAAGCGGCAGCGAAGAAGCUGAUCAUUGCCGGAGCCGACGUAAACCGGGUCGACCCAGGGGAUGCAUGCGUCUCGUUGCAUGUCGCCGUUGAAGGGAGACACGGUGACUUGGUAGACUUGUUACUGAUCGGCGGAGCUUGUCCCAAUUCUCGCACCAGGGUCGGCCGUACGCCGCUACACCUUGCUGCUGCAAGCGGCAACAAUCGUGUUGUGUCGACCCUGCUCGGCAGCAGCGGCAACAAUCGUGUUGUGUCGACCCUGCUCGGCAACGUCAGGACCGAUGUCGACGCGCUCGACAGCAGGGGGUUUCCCCCACUUAUGGUGGCGUCUGAAGGAGGCCACUGUUCUACCGUCUAGGCUCUCCUGCGGGCUGGUGCCCGCAUGACCCUACGUCAUGCUGGAGCCCAUCUUCGCAUGACGGCAAUGGAUAUAGCGGCAUCAAAUGAACACGUUGGGGUGAUCGAAGCUAUUGUUGAGAACGGUGGUAGCGUGAGAGCUACCGACCCCCUCGGCUUGACUGCUUUGCACCACGCCCGCGGGGGAGAGGUGGCAGACGUGCUUCUCGAUGCUGGGGCCGAUGUCAGCGCCAAAUUAUGUCCGACAUUGCUUGGGUUUACACCUAUCCUCGUGUGCGCCAUGGACAACAGGCGCUAA
Molecule: messenger RNA, 788 nt
Organism: Ectocarpus siliculosus
Lineage: Eukaryota; Phaeophyceae; Ectocarpales; Ectocarpaceae
Source: the annotation of a GenBank genome assembly